AUGACUGAGGAUGCCAGAAAAGCAGUGGUCAAGAAUGCUGAUAUGUCCGACGAAAUGCAGGAGGACGCGGUAAAUCUGUGCCAAGAGGGCCUAGAAAAGUUCAAUAUUGAGAAGGAUAUCGCAGCUUAUCUGAAGAAGGAGUUCGACAAGAAAUAUGGGCCCACAUGGCACUGUGUGGUAGGGCGAAACUUCGGAAGGUGA
Molecule: messenger RNA, 201 nt
Organism: Protopolystoma xenopodis
Lineage: Eukaryota; Metazoa; Platyhelminthes; Monogenea; Polystomatidea; Polystomatidae
Source: the annotation of a GenBank genome assembly